Molecule: messenger RNA, 8177 nt
Organism: Daphnia pulicaria
Lineage: Eukaryota; Metazoa; Arthropoda; Branchiopoda; Diplostraca; Daphniidae
Exons: 29
Coding region: 132-7580 (2482 amino acids)
Biological process (GO): translational initiation
Cellular component (GO): eukaryotic translation initiation factor 3 complex; proteasome regulatory particle; nucleus
Molecular function (GO): translation initiation factor activity; protein binding; metallopeptidase activity
Source: RefSeq, a predicted model, not a curated record
UGUCACGUCAGAUUCGUCUGAAAAAUCGUCAAAUUGCAUUCUCAUUGCUGGAUUGGGGUUGUGUUCUCCGGCAUUUAUUCCUUGAAUUUUUCGUCAGUUUUUUACCAGUUGCCUUGCCUGUUCGUCUAAUAAUGCCUGCGACAGAAAAUCCCGUGAAAAAUGUCGUUGUACAUCCUCUCGUUUUGCUGAGUGUUGUCGACCAUUUCACUCGUAUGAGCAAAAUCGGCAACCAAAAGCGAGUGGUUGGUGUCCUGCUUGGCGGUCUGAGAAAUAAAGGAGUUUUGGACGUUUCAAACAGUUUUGCAGUCCCUUUCGAUGAAGAUGAUAAGGACAAAUCAGUUUGGUUUCUUGAUCACGAUUAUUUGGAGAACAUGUCCACCAUGUUCAAAAAAGUAAAUGCAAAGGAAAAGGUGGUCGGAUGGUAUCACACUGGCCCCAAACUUCACCAGAACGAUGUGGCUAUUAACGAACUCAUCAGACAGUACUGCCCCAAUUCUAUUUUAGUCAUCAUUGAUGCUGAACCUAGAGAUAUGGGUCUCCCAACAGAAGCUUACCAUGCAGUUGAAGAAGUCCAUGAUGAUGGCACUCCCACUAGCAAAACAUUUGAGCAUUUGGCAAGUGAGAUUGGGGCCGAAGAAGCCGAAGAGGUCGGAGUUGAGCAUUUGCUUCGAGAUGUCAAGGACACGACAGUUGGAACGUUAUCCCAGCGGAUUACAGCUCAGCUAUUGGGCCUGAAAGGACUCCUGAAACAAGUCCGACACAUACACGAAUACUUGGAUCAGGUGGUUCAAGGAAAACUUCCCGUUAAUCAUGCUGUAGUUUAUCAGCUUCAAGAUAUCUUUAAUUUGUUGCCUGAUGUUGCCGAUCAACAGUUCGUCAAGUGCGUUCAUACUAAAACAAACGAUCAAAUGCUGGUAGUCUACCUUGCAUCGCUUACUCGAUCAGUCAUCGCCCUGCACAACCUUAUCAACAACAAACUUACGAACCGUGACGCCGAACGUCGCAAAGACGAGAAAGACAAAGAAGGAAAAGAGAAAAAAGAAGAAAAGAAAGAAGAGAAGAAAGAGGAGCUGGCAAAAGACAAGAGAUCAAGAGGUAUCAAUCACGGGCUGGAAAUACAUCCAGAAGUAAUUGACUAUGCUCACGAAAAAUUACAAGCAUUCAUCAAGGUUAAUUCCGCGGUGGACGAGUACGAUUUCUGUGUCCCACAAUUUGAGCAAGGAAAUUGUUUGUCAUUGGCUGCAACCGAUCGGCAAUACGAUCGAAUCUAUUGCGGGGCAGCUUGCCCAGAAGUUUAUAACAAUUACAUCAAGCAACUUGUCGUUAUUGGUGGAAUACUAGUCAUGCCAGUGAAUGAUGAACUCCUGCAGAUCCGUCGAACUGAUGAGAAAUCAUGGUCAAUUCACCGAAUCUUACCGGUUUCUUUCUCUUCGCUAGUACUCCCACAACAAGAUUUCGCCGAGGACACCGUUCUACCUCCCAUAAAUCCAUACAGCUUACAGAACCUUUGCCGAAUACGUAUACGUUCCGUACUUCGAAGUAAAGUAAGUGUAGAACAUCCUGAUUUGUGGGCUCGCAGCCGGAAGCAACCCAAGGAGGCAAAAAGGCCAGUUAUGCGUCGGUGCGUGGUGCCCUUGUUCACGAAUACCGACACUGAUAGUGAUUCACCAGUUGAGAUGGAGCCUGCGGAUGCUGAUGAAACUUUGUCUGAUGAAUCCUCUGAAAACGAAUCUGUUCCCCAAAAUAACGAAGAAUCGUUGAUGGACCGACGGGCUGGCGUGCGAUCCGCGGAGUCUAUGAGUGAUUCUGAGGAUGUAGGCGCUAAAACGAAGCGUGAAAAAUUCGACAGCGGCGUUAGCGAUCUCUUUGAGUCUUUACCGUCUUCUGUUAGUGAGCGAAGUUCGUCUUCAUCUAAUCAGUCGCCCGCUGGAGAAUCAUCAGCUAGACCGUCCUCAUCCUCUGCCGGCAAUUCACCAAUUAGCGGUGGUGUUGGGACAACUCCACCAGUUGCCGAAGCGGUCGCUGCUACACUUCAAUCGGCUGAAAGGCGAGUUAGAACUCGAGGACCUCGACCAGGAAUUCGACUUAUUACGCAUUCUCUCCGUGCAGAAGAGAGAGAAAGAGCUGCUUUACUCAUAUUUGAAAGUCAUAUGGAAGGUGAAGAAACAACUUCUGAAUCAGACGAAGAUGAAGGAGCCCUUAGCGAUACUAACGAGACCCCAGAUUCCAGUCUCGUUACUCCCGGCAAAGGCAUCUACAAGGAAAAUGAGCUCCUUCGAGCAAAAUUGGAUUUGCUUAGCAAAACUAACAUGGUGGAUUUUGCCAUGGAUGUUCACAAAAACCUGUAUCCAGACCAGGAAAUUCCUCCAACCUUGAAAGACAAGCGUACUGUUGUUGUCGAGCAAUUGAAAAAAAUGCAGGCAGAAACUGAACCAAUUCUGGCAAUGUUUAUGAAUCCAGAAGUUACCCGACAAAUUCAGUCUUCUAGAGAUUCAAGGCAGUUGUUAGAUUAUCUUACCAAGAACCAUGGCCUAAAACCAGAAAUGCUUGACAAACUUUACCUGUUUGCCAAGUUUCAGUACGAGUGUGGUAAUUACAGUGGUGCUGCAGAGUAUCUUCACUUUCACCGCUUUUUAGUUACUCCUAACGAUAAAAACUAUUUGAAUGGAUUAUGGGGCAAAUUGGCCUCUGAAAUUCUUAUGCAGAACUGGGAUACAGCUCUGGAAGACUUGAACCGAUUGAAAGAAUAUAUUGAUAGCAACACAUUCAAUACCCCACUUCAAGCUUUGCAGCAAAGGACUUGGCUUAUUCAUUGGUCUUUGUUCAUUUUUUUCAAUCAUGCCAAAGGCCGAGACUUGAUUGUAGAAAUGUUACUCUAUCAAAAUCAGUAUCUAAAUGCUAUUGAAACCAUGUGCCCCCAUAUUCUUCGGUAUUUGACCACUGCUGUUAUUAUCAACAAACAGAACCGCCGCACAAUGUUAAAAGACUUAGUGAAAGUCAUUCAACAAGAAUCAUAUGCCUAUCGUGACCCGAUUACAGAAUUUAUCGAACAUCUGUAUGUGAAUUUCGAUUUUGACGCCGCCCAACAGAAGUUGCGUCAGUGCAAGGAUGUCUUGCUGAACGAUUUCUUUUUGGUUGCAGUUUUGGAUGACUUUAUCGAGAAUGCUCGGCUCAUGAUUUUUGAAACAUUUUGUCGCAUUCACCAGUGCAUCAGUAUCAAAAUGCUGGCAGAAAAAUUGAACAUGACUGCCGAAGAUGCUGAACGCUGGAUAGUAAAUUUGAUUAGGAAUGCCCGUCUAGACGCGAAGAUAGACUCCCAGCAAGGACAUGUUGUAAUGGCCACCCAAACCGUGUCUCCCUACCAACAACUAAUUGAGAAGACCAAGAUGCUCUCCGUACGUUCCCAGAAACUCGCGGCCGAUAUCGAGAAAAAACUCAACGUCCGUAACGCAGAUAUACCUGACUACGCAACUCGUGUCUGCCAUAAUAUGACCACCUCCCUUCCCGUAUUCUCUAUCCUCUACCCCUCCAUUCGACGUUAUACAGUCAAGCAGUCCCGUGAAUCUGAAAGUCCAGUCGACUGCCAGUCCUUAAAGCGAAGAGGGGGACUUUUACACAACCUGCUGUGUUCCGUGAAUCGGGUCAUACGAACUCCAUUUUAUUUACAAGGGUGGUUCGAGGCGUUGUCUCUUGCUCUUUACUCUAUCAGUGAAUCCAUCGCUAUCGUUAUACCGAAGAUGGUGAAGGGUAAGAAAGCAGACACCACUGGAGUAAAGCUGAAUUCCAUCCAGGCUGGUGCCGAAAAUUCGUCUUCCCAACCACAGUCUCCACCAUCACAAGCUCAGAAAUCACUUAAAGAUUUGGAUGAAACUCCUCCGCCUUCUCGCUCGCCGUCACCUCCACCGUCUCCUACGCAUUCGGCCAGAUCCCGUGAAUCUCAGUGGUCCAUCGAUAUCGAAGAAUUGAGCGAUGAACCCAGAUCAGCCGUUCCAACUAAAAAAGACAACAAACGACCUGAUAGACGACGUUCGAGCUCUUGGUCACGCAGCCUCAUGAAUUCGUUUAGGAAAAAGAAGAAUAAGGAAGCAAAUUUAGAAGCUCUUUACAAAACUGGACCGCUUCCCGAUGACUUUCCCGCCAAAUCGGAUGAAGAAUUGGAUCUUACACUCCAGUCAAUUGAACCAGCGGUUACCGUAGUAGUUGAGGAAAGGACAGGUCCCGUCGAAAAUGUUCAAAUUGAUGAAUCUAUGGAGGAAACUAAAACAUCUGUUCCCGUUCAAGACGAAGCGGCCAUAGUAGCGGAAACAAGGACAAAAGCUCCUUCUGUUGAAAGAAGUAUCAGAAUGUCGAAAAUGUUGAGCUUUGGAACAUUUGGAAGACGGAAAUCUAUGACGGCCCCCCAAGAACAGUCGAAGAGCGAUCAUCAAGAAAGUGAAAACCAAGAAAAUCCGGAAAUUGAAGUGGAAGCUGAACAGGAAAAGAAACCCGAAAGCAAAUUAAAACCUAAGGCGGACAAGAAAGGAAAACUUGAUGAGGUUGAUGGAGAAAGCGGAGAAGUGAAACCAGAAGGCAAAUCGAAUAAAAGGGAGAAAUCCAAGUCAAAAGAGAGGAAAUUCAUGAAAAAUGAAAAGGAGAAAUUGGAAGAAAAUAUUCAGGUUAUUGACGAAAUACAAAUUGAAGCGGGAAGUGUGCCUAUUCCAACCGUUGCCAAAGUAGAAGACAAAGAAAAGUCCAAAUCAUCUUUGAAAAGGCCAACUGUUGCCAAAGUAGAAAAAAAAGAAAAGUCAAAAUCACUGAAAAAGCCUUCCGUUGACAAAGUAGAAGAAAAAGAAGAAAAAAAGUCCAAAUCGUCGUCGAAAAAGCCAACCGCUGACAAAGAAGAAAAAGAGUCGAAAUCGUCGGUGAAAAAGUCAAAGUCAAAUCACAAGUCAAUUUUUUCUUUCAAAGUUAAAUCCGUAGAAAAAGUUCAACCAGAAAUGGACGUCGAAGAAGUGCAGCUUACCGACCAAGAACCGGAAUCGACUUCUAAUACAGCAGUCACGAAAAGCGAAUCCCCCCCUUCAACUAAGGUGAAGCCCAAACGAAAAUCUAUUGCCGACUUGUUCAAACGCGAAAAGAGUAUCAAGGAAGAAGAGAUUCCAACGGAAUCAGAAUUCCCGCCUUCGAAAAAAGCUGGAAUGUUUCGCAAUUCGUUUGCAAGAAGUAAGAAAACCAAAUCGAUGGACGUGGAAACUAUUCCACACGAAGAAAUACCAGAAAAUGACAAGAAAACUCGCCGAUCCACGUCCGUGGCGUUUGGCAGUUCGUUCAGCUUGAAAAAGAUGUUCCAUAGCGAUUCACCAUCAGACUCGGUCGAUCAAACUCCUGAUGGAAUUUUGAACAAACGAAGCAAGAAAAAUUCCUCGGCUCGACCCAAAUCUGUGCAACUCGAUGGUAAUCCUCUUCAAAUUGAAAAUGUCUCAGUUAAUUCUCAAACAGAGUUGAGAUCCUCCCGAAGCAAAUUUGGGGAGCGUUUCAUGUCCUUCACAAGAGACUCGUUGAGGAUCAAAAAGCAGCAACGGUCUAAAUCUGAUGACCGAGUAUUAGCAGAAGUAGCAGAUGAAACCCUUCCAGUGCCCAUCGCAAUCGAGGCGGAAGACAAAAAUGUGACAGCUCCUAACGCCACUGAAAAAGAGGGGAUGAGAACAAACGCCAGUGAAAUACCUGCAAAUCCUGUUGCUGAAUCCGUGACGCCCGAAGUUCAAGUAGACGAAGCUGUCAUCCUUUCAACUUUGCAUCUGGAUUAUGAGCCUAAACAUGCUUUGGUUUCCUCGUCGCCGCCAACUUCACCUGAUGAAAAUCCCUCCGAUGUCCAUAGCAACAUCGCAAUUGCCAAUCCGUCAUCGCUCGUGGAUGCUCCGAGACAGCUGGAGAAUCCGGCACCGGAUGAGCCGCAAAAGGCAGUAGCUGUUUCUACAGUUGAGGCUUUGAGGGAAAUCUUUCUUGUCGAGACGCUUGGCGAAGUCCUUGGACAACUAAAAACGUCCCCUUCAUCUGAAGGAGCACAACUGAGAGAAAUAUUUGAAAACCCUCAUCUUACAGCAUUAUUGGAAACGCACGACGCUGUCACAGAGAGACUACCCUCCAGACAAGGGUCCGUUGAGGAAUCGCCAUUCGGAGACUUUGAUCCAUAUUCUUGGGAAAUGCCGGCCGACAUAAGUGAUGUGCGUGCAGUGGGUAUUAGAAAAAAUCCUGGCGAGCCAUUGGGACUGACAGUGAAAACGGAAGAUGGACAGUUGGUCAUUGCAAGGAUUUUAGCCGGAGGAGCGGUAGAUCGCCAGGGACUUCUACAUGUUGGUGACAUAAUUGGCGAAGUAAACGGUAUUGUUGUUCGGUCGGCAGAACAGCUGCAGGUGGAAAUCGCACGUUGCAGAGAACACAUUCAACUGAAAAUCUUACCAAGUUUCCAAGAGAAUGGUUCGAAUGGGGCACAGGUAGGCCAAUCGCCUAGCACAAUCCUGGCUUCCGAGACUCUCAACAGCGUGUCCGUGUGUUGCGUUCGAGCUCACUUUGACUAUGAUCCUAAAGAUGAUAAGCUCCUCCCGUGUCCUGAAAUUGGUCUCGCUUUCAAAAAAGGAGAUAUUUUGCAGGUUGUGAAUCAAAGCGAUCCCAAUUGGUGGCAAGCCAAGAAGGUGGGCUGGAGUGGCCCAGCUGGUUUAAUUCCUUCACAAGAGCUGGAGGAACGUCGCAAAGCGUUUGUGGCACCAGAAGCAGAUUUCGUUCAUAAAAUUGGCUUCUGUGGAACUAGGAUCUCAAAAAAGAAAAAAAAGUUAAUGUACCAAAUCAAAUCAAGUGUUGAUUUGGAUAAAGCCGAGCUACUCCUUUACGAAGAGGUUACUCGCAUGCCACCGUUUCGUCGGAAGACUUUGGUACUGGUAGGAUCGGAGGGCAUCGGGCGACGUACAUUAAAGAACCGGCUUAUCAACAGUGAUCCUGAUCGUUUUGGAACCACCAUGCCUCACACGUCCCGGCCGAUGCGUGAAUUGGAGGAGGAUGGUAUGGGCUACUGGUUCGUCUCGCGCGAAGAAAUGGAACACGACGUCCGUGAUCAUCAGUUUCUCGAGUUUGGAGAGCACAACAAUCAUAUCUAUGGCACAAAGUUAGAUACCAUCCGCGCCGUAAUCCGUCAGGGCAAAAUGUGCGUUCUUGACUGCAGCCCGAAUGCAUUAAAAACUCUACACAAUUCACCAGAGUUCAUGCCUUAUGUCAUCUUUUUAGCUGCACCUGGAAUGGACCAGUUGAAAAGUCUUUACGAGAACUCCCGAUAUUCCAGCCGGAAUUUGGGAACGUUCGAUCGUUCCAGUUCCAUUCGUUUCAGUUCGAGAAGAGCACGUACUCUCGAAUCCCUGACAUCUUUAUACGAGGAAGAGGAUUUCAAAAACGCCUUGGAAGAGAGUGCUCGUAUUCAGCGAAUUUACGAGAAAUAUUUUGAUCAGAUUAUUAUUAAUGAAGAUCCCGAUCAAACUUUUCGCAAAGUGGUUGAAGCAUUGGAAAUUCUUUCCAACCAGCAUCAAUGGGUCCCCGUCUCAUGGGUCUACUAGACGAAAAACCAAUAACAAAACGAAUUCAUUGCCAAUUAAAUUUCAAGCGAUUUUUUUGAUUCAUUGUAUUCCUUCUUCCUCAUACUUAUUUGACCGCAUGCAGCCCACAGGUCCUGAACUUCUAGAUCUUCCAAGAAACUGAAAACUUUAUACGUCCAUCUGUUCACGUCACGUCUCCUCGUAUGACAAAAGGGACAAAGUUGAGUUAUUUUAUACACACAAAAUUUAUUCAUUCAUUUGAUUGAGUACUUUCUAAGCAGCACCGUUUUAGAUUUUGUGACAGAGAACUUGACAUAUCCUUAAUUUUGAUUGUCAUUCAAUAUAAUACCUGAAGUGCUAAUAUGAAAUGAGAGAUCUUUCAAAAACAAGAAGAUUAUUAAGGUUAAAUGUUGUGUAGGUAGCUUUUAGGCUCUCUAUACCUAGGGCAACAUUUUGUUUGCAUGAAAGUGUGAAUGUCUAUGACGUGCGAUACAUCGAUCUUUAAUUGCAACAUGUAAAGCCCUCCGCAAAAGCAGCUGUAACUUCAAAUUCUCUGUUCUUAUGUAGUUCAGCCAUAAUCUAUUGAUCAAAAUGGAAUACAAGUAAGUGCAAGAUGUU